Molecule: messenger RNA, 8847 nt
Organism: Drosophila rhopaloa
Lineage: Eukaryota; Metazoa; Arthropoda; Insecta; Diptera; Drosophilidae
Gene: sdk
Product: protein sidekick
Exons: 17
Coding region: 408-7229 (2273 amino acids)
Biological process (GO): cell-cell adhesion
Molecular function (GO): protein binding
Source: RefSeq, a predicted model, not a curated record
GGCAGAAAGCAGCGCAGUUUGUUUUGUGCGCGCGUCGUGAACGGUUGUGUUGUGCAAAGUCGCAUAGUUGCUGAAUAUUGCAAUUUGCGAUUUGCGAUUGCCUGACUAACGCGAUUCUCUAGUUUUAGUUCGCGUUCUCUUGAUUGUUAUUACUUAAAGAUUUAGCCAGACGUUUUAUUGUAACUAUUUGGCAAAAACAAAUACAUCGGUUUAACCCAACAAAAGAAGACGAAGAAGAAAAAGCAGUAAGCGCGCCGUCUCUUUCGCACCGAUCGCGUUUUUUCCAAAAAAGAUGUGAGAAAUGAAUAAUUAAAACUAGAAUCUAGACUAAAAAGUAGAAAAGCCGAAAACCGAAAAUCGAAAACAUUAAAGAAAAUCUGAGAAGAGAUAUCAAUAGCCAACAACAAAUGCUCAAAUCUGCGGCGUCGUCGCUGCGUCGACGUCGUCCAAAAACAACAACAGCCAUUAAGAUGCCGCAGUCGGCGACACUGCUUGCAGCGCUGCUCUUGCUCUGCUACUGCGACAGCUGCUUUUUUUGUUACGCGGAUGCCAAUCCGCAGACGCAGCAGCAGAAUCCGCUUGUCCAGCAGCAGCAGCUCCAGGCCCCACGAUUCACCACGCAUCCAUCGUCAUCGGGGUCGAUUGUCAGCGAGGGCACCACCAAGAUACUACAGUGUCAGGCGCUGGGAUACCCGCAGCCCUCAUACCGAUGGCUGAAGGACGGCGUCCCCGUGGGCGACUUCUCAUCCAGCCAGUUCUACCGAUUCCACAGCACUCGACGCGAGGAUGCGGGCAGCUACCAGUGCAUUGCCAGAAAUGACGCCGGAUCCAUAUUCAGCGAGAAGACCGACGUUGUCGUUGCCUACAUGGGCAUUUUUGAGAACACCACCGAGGGUCGUUUGUCGGUGAUCAGUGGCCAUCCCGCGAUAUUCGAUAUGCCAGCUAUUGAUUCGGUGCCGGUGCCGUCGGUUAUGUGGCAAUCGGAGAACGGACCUUUGACCUACGACAUCAAGUACGCCUUCACCCAGGCCAAUCAGCUGGUCAUCCUGAGUGCGGAUGAGAACGAUCGCAGGGGGUAUCGUGCCAAGGCGACCAACACGCAGUUGGGCAAAGAGGAGAGCAGUGCCUUUGUCCAUCUGAAUGUCAGUGGCGAUCCCUACAUAGAAGUGGCGCCCGAAAUCAUAGUGCGUCCGCAGGACGUGAAGGUCAAAAUGGGAACGGGUGUGGUGGAGCUGCAGUGCAUUGCGAAUGCCAGGCCGCUGCACGAGUUGGAAACGCUUUGGCUGAAGGAUGGCCUUGCCGUGGAGACGGCCGGAGUACGGCACACUCUAAACGAUCCCUGGAAUCGAACCCUGGCCCUGUUGCAGGUGAAUAGCUCCCAUUCCGGUGAAUACACCUGCCAGGUGCGGUUGCGCAGUGGCGGCUAUCCGACCGUGAGUGCUUCGGCCCGCCUCCAAAUCCUCGAACCGCCGGUCUUCAUACCCAUGCGAGCGGAAACGUUUGGGGAAUUCGGCGGACAGGUGCAGCUAACCUGCGAUGUUGUGGGCGAACCCAGGCCCCAGGUCAAGUGGUUCAGGAACGCCGAGCCCGUGGAUGCACACAUUGAGAGUGGCAGAUACACGUUGAACCCCGAUAAUACGCUGGUAAUUAAGAAACUAAUCCUGGAUGAUGCCGCCAUGUUUCAGUGUUUGGCCAUCAACGAAGCGGGCGAGAACUCGGCGAGCACUUGGUUGCGCGUUAAAACAAAAACGGCCAAGAUCCGCGUGAAGCGUUUGGCCCAGCCGCGAAUCCUGAGGGUAAGAGCUUCGCAUGCUGGCUUGGGAUCGGAAAAGGGAUCGGGAUCGGGAUCAGGUUCCUCCGGUAGACGCAAGGAGUUUCGCUUUGCAUCGGCUCCAAUCAUGGAACUGCCGCCCCAGAAUGUGACCGCCUUGGAUGGCAAGGAUGCGACUAUAUCCUGCCGAGCUGUUGGAUCGCCCAACCCGAACAUCACCUGGAUAUACAAUGAGACCCAACUGGUGGACAUAUCCAGCCGGGUGCAGAUACUCGAAUCGGGGGACCUGCUCAUCUCGAACAUCCGAUCCGUGGACGCGGGUCUGUACAUCUGCGUGCGGGCCAACGAGGCGGGCAGCGUCAAGGGCGAGGCCUAUUUGAGUGUUUUGGUGCGGACACAAAUCAUCCAGCCGCCGGUGGACACAACGGUGCUACUUGGCCUCACCGCCACCCUGCAGUGCAAGGUGUCCAGUGAUCCCAGUGUGCCGUACAACAUUGACUGGUAUCGCGAGGGUCAGUCGUCGACGCCCAUCAGUAAUUCGCAGCGCAUUGGCGUCCAGGCGGACGGGCAACUGGAGAUCCAGGCGGUGCGGGCCAGCGAUGUGGGCAGCUAUGCCUGUGUGGUCACCUCUCCCGGGGGAAAUGAGACGCGGUCCGCCCGCCUCAGCGUCAUCGAGCUCCCCUUCCCGCCCAGCAACGUGAAGGUGGAGCGACUGGCGGAGCCGCAGCAGCGCAGCAUCAACGUGUCCUGGACACCGGGAUUCGAUGGCAACAGUCCAAUAUCCAAAUUUAUUAUCCAGCGACGUGAGGUCUCCGAAUUGGAAAAAUUCGUAGGUCCAGUUCCAGAUCCCCUGCUCAACUGGAUCACCGAACUGAGCAAUGUCUCGGCGGAUCAACGAUGGAUCCUGCUCGAGAACCUCAAGGCCGCCACCGUGUAUCAGUUUAGGGUUAGUGCAGUGAAUCGCGUGGGCGAAGGUUCGCCAUCGGAACCCAGUAAUGUCGUCGAACUGCCCCAGGAAGCUCCUUCCGGUCCACCGGUGGGAUUUGUUGGCUCCGCUCGCUCCAUGUCGGAGAUCAUAUCGCAGUGGCAACCGCCAUUGGAGGAGCAUCGCAAUGGCCAGAUCCUGGGCUACAUCCUGCGAUAUCGGCUAUUUGGCUACAACAAUGUCCCGUGGUCCUAUCAAAAUAUCACAAACGAAGCGCAACGCAACUUUCUGAUCCAGGAACUGAUCACCUGGAAGGAUUACAUUGUACAGAUCGCUGCCUAUAACAACAUGGGCGUGGGUGUCUACACCGAGGGUUCCAAAAUUAAGACCAAGGAGGGCGUCCCAGAAGCACCGCCCACGAAUGUGAAAGUCGAGGCCAUCAACUCGACGGCGGCCAGAUGCCGCUGGACUCCACCUAAUCCGCAGCAGAUAAAUGGUAUCAAUCAGGGCUAUAAGAUUCAGGCAUGGCAACGUCGCUUGAUCGAUGGCGAGGGGAGGGAUAUUGAAAGGCGCAUGAUGACCGUGCCCCCGAGUGUGAUUGAUCCACUGGCGGAACAGACGGCCAUCCUCGGAGGACUGGAGAAGUUUGCCGAAUACAAUAUCAGUGUGCUCUGCUUCACGGAUCCCGGCGAUGGUGUGGCCAGUGUGCAAGUGCCAGUGAUGACCCUGGAUGAUGUGCCCGAUGAGGUUACCUCUCUGCAUUUUGACGAUGUCUCCGAUCGAUCUGUUAAAGUGCUUUGGGCACCGCCACGCUUUUCGAACGGUAUCCUAACUGGCUAUACGGUUCGCUACCAAGUCAAAGAUCGCCCGGAUACACUGAAAUCCUUCAAUCUCACAGCGGACGAUACAGAGCUGACGGUGAAUCAACUGCAGGCCACCACGCACUAUUGGUUUGAGAUCUUCGCGUGGACACGAGUGGGCAGUGGAACCCCGAAAACAGCCACCAUUCAGUCCGGCGUGGAACCAGUUCUGCCACAUGCACCCACCAGUCUGGCCCUGUCCAAUAUCGAAGCCUUCUCCGUUGUGCUGCAAUUCACGCCGGGCUUUGAUGGCAACUCCAGCAUCACCAAGUGGAAGGUCGAGGGUCAGACAGCGAGGAAUAUGACGUGGUUCACCAUUUGCGAGAUCAGUGACCCCGAUGCGGAGACCUUGACGGUCACCGGCCUGGUGCCAUUCACCCAAUACAGACUGAGGCUGAGUGCCAGCAAUGUGGUUGGCAGUUCGAAACCCUCGGAGGCCACCAAGGAUUUCCAGACCAUCCAGGCCAGGCCCAAGCAUCCGCCAUUCAACGUGACCGUGAGAGCAAUGAGUGCCCAGCAGCUGAGAGUUCGUUGGAUUCCACUGCAACAAACCGAGUGGUACGGCAAUCCCCGGGGCUAUAACAUAUCCUACAAGCAGUUGACGAAGACACCGGGCACCAUCAAAUACCUGCCCCGAUCGGUGGUAAUCGAGGAUCACACGGCCAAUUCGCAUGUGUUGGACGGUCUGGAGGAGUGGACACUGUACGAGGUGAUAAUGAAUGCCUGCAAUGAUGUGGGCUGCUCGAAGGAGAGUGGCACUGCGAUAGAGCGGACCCGCGAAGCUGUUCCCAGCUACGGACCGCUGGAUGUCCAGGCGAAUGCCACGUCGUCCACCACAGUGGUUGUGGAGUGGGGAGAAGUGCCGCGACAACACCGGAACGGUCAGAUUGAUGGCUACAAGGUGUUCUAUGCCGCCGCAGAUCGGGGACAACAGGUGCUGCACAAUACGAUACCGAAUAACGCCACCUUCACCACCACUUUGACGGAACUCAAAAAGUUCGUGGUGUACCACGUCCAGGUUUUGGCCUACACCAGAUUGGGCAAUGGUGCACUGAGCACUCCACCCAUCAGAGUUCAGACCUUCGAGGAUACGCCUGGCGUUCCGUCGAAUGUGAGUUUCCCCGAUGUCACUCUGACCAUGGCCCGCAUCAUUUGGGACGUGCCCAUGGAUCCGAAUGGAGAGAUCUUGGCCUACCAGGUCACCUACACCCUGAAUGGCAGUGCCAUGCUGAACUACAGUCGCGAGUUUCCACCCUCCGAUCGGACAUUCCGGGCCACCGGUUUGCUUCCCGAGAAGUACUACAGUUUCAGUUGUACGGCCCAAACGCGUCUGGGUUGGGGCAAAAUAGCCACUGCCCUGGUCUACACCACAAACAACAGGGAGCGGCCCCAGGCACCGUCCGUUCCGCAAAUAUCACGCAGCCAGAUCCAGGCCCAUCAGAUCACCUUCAGUUGGACACCGGGCAGAGAUGGCUUCGCCCCACUGCGAUACUACACGGUGGAGAUGCGCGAGAACGAGGGCAGGUGGCAACCACUGCCGGAGAGGGUGGAUCCCCUGCUGAGUUCAUACACAGCGCUUGGUCUGCGGCCCUAUAUGACCUACCAGUUUCGCAUACAGGCCACCAACGACCUGGGACCCUCGGCCUUCAGUCGGGAGAGUGUGGUCGUGCGAACUCUGCCCGCUGCUCCGGCAGCCGGAGUGGGAGGUCUCAAGGUCGUGCCCAUCACCACCACUUCGGUGCGGGUGCAGUGGAGCGCCUUGGAGACAGGAAUGUGGAAUGGUGAUGCCGGAACCGGUGGCUACAGGAUUCUGUAUCAGCAGCUCUCCGACUUUCCCACCGCCCUGCAGUCAACGCCCAAGACGGAUGUGCAUGGCAUCAAUGAGAACAGUGUGGUGCUGUCGGAUCUUCAGCAGGAUCGCAACUAUGAGAUUGUGGUGUUGCCCUUCAAUUCCCAAGGCCCUGGACCUGCCACGCCCCCGGCAGCGGUUUAUGUGGGCGAGGCGGUGCCGACCGGAGAACCCAGAGCGGUGGAUGCAGCACCCAUUUCCAGCACCGAAGUGCGUCUACUGUGGAAGCCACCAAAGCAGAGCAUGCAGAAUGGCGACAUCCUCGGCUACAAGAUCUACUACCUGGUCACCUACUCACCGCAAGCCUUGGAGCCCGGCCGCAAGUGGGAGGAGGAGAUCGAGGUGGUCUCGGCCACAGCCACUUCACACAGUCUGGUGUUCCUCGACAAGUUCACCGAGUAUCGCAUCCAGCUGCUGGCCUUCAAUCCGGCCGGAGAUGGACCAAGAUCGGCGCCAAUUACCGUGAAAACGCUGCCGGGAGUACCGAGUGCUCCACUUCUCCUUCGAUUCUCCGAUAUCACCAUGCAGAGCUUGGAGGUCACCUGGGAUCCACCAAAGUUCCUCAACGGCGAGAUCCUGGGUUACUUGGUCACCUACGAAACCACUGAGGAGAAUGAGAAGUUCAGCAAACAGGUGAAACAAAAGGUAUCGAAUACGACACUUCGCGUGCAGAAUCUGGAGGAGGAGGUCACGUAUACGUUCACCGUCCGUGCUCAAACGUCCGUGGAUUACGGGCCGGGUGUGAGUGAAAAUGUGACGACUGGACCCCAGGAUGGAUCACCGGUGGCGCCGCGUGAUCUCAUCCUGACCAAGACGCUGUCCAGCGUCGAGAUGCACUGGAUCAAUGGGCCGUCGGGAAGGGGACCAAUUCUGGGCUAUCUCAUCGAGGCCAAGAAGCGAGAAAAAGGAGAGCCGUCAUUUGUUUACGACUCCCGCUGGACGAAGAUCGAGCAGACAAGGAAGGGAAUGAUGCAGGACUUCACGGUCAGCUACCACAUCCUGAUGCCCUCGACGGCGUACACAUUCCGUGUGAUCGCCUACAAUCGCUAUGGCAUUUCGUUCCCCGUGUACUCCAAGGACUCGAUAUUGACGCCGUCGAAACUUCACCUGGAGUACGGCUACCUGCAGCACAAGCCCUUCUAUCGGCAAACCUGGUUCAUGGUCUCCCUGGCGGCCACUUCGAUUGUGAUCAUAGUGAUGGUCAUUGCGGUGUUGUGUGUCAAGAGCAAGAGCUACAAAUACAAACAGGAGGCACAGAAGACUCUGGAGGAGUCCAUGGCCAUGUCCAUUGACGAGCGACAGGAGUUGGCUCUGGAGUUGUAUCGCUCCCGCCACGGCGUUGGAACAGGCACCCUCAACAGUGUGGGCACUCUGCGCAGCGGCACCCUGGGCACCCUGGGCAGGAAGUCCACCAAUCGACCUCCGCCGGGUGUUCACCUCGGCAAGAGCCCGCCACGCCCCUCGCCCGCCUCCGUGGCGUACCACAGCGACGAGGAGAGCUUGAAGUGCUACGACGAGAACCCGGACGACAGCAGCGUAACCGAGAAGCCCUCGGAGGUGAGCAGUUCGGAGGCAUCGCAGCAUUCGGAGAGCGAGAACGAGAGCGUGCGCAGCGAUCCGCAUUCGUUUGUGAAUCACUAUGCCAACGUGAACGACUCACUGCGGCAGUCGUGGAAGAAGACCAAGCCGGUGCGGAACUACUCCAGCUACACCGAUUCGGAGCCGGAGGGCAGUGCAGUGAUGAGCCUCAAUGGUGGCCAGAUUAUCGUCAAUAAUAUGGCCAGAUCGAGGGCACCACUGCCCGGCUUCUCGUCGUUCGUCUGACAAUCAACCGAGUUCUAAGAUCUAAGCACCAGUAGCAACGGCACCGUCAUCCGCGAGACCUUUGUCUAGGUUUGUCCACGAGGAGGAUAAGGCGGGGGUGGUCCGGAAAUGGGAGACGGAGCUGGGGGCUUGGCUGGGGGCGAUCCAUAUGGAAUAUGGAACAAGGAGGACGAGGACGAGGACAACCACAUAUCAGACUGAUCCAGCAGGACCUCCGGGCCUCAGCCCCUCCAGCUCUCCGACGAUGCGCUGCUACAGGGAUAUAUACAUAUUACUAAAUAACAGACAGACAUUCGGUUAGGUUAUCCUGUAUGCAUUUAGUUUUAGUUUCUAAUUACGAGAGAUCUGAGAUUUGCGAGCAUUUAUGUACUACCCACACUGUGUUGUGUGUUUGUGUUCUAGUGUUUCUGUUUCAACUGAAAAUGUUUUUUAUUCAGAAAUGUCUCUAAAGCCUUUUUAAUCUGUAUCAUUCUUAGACUGAUCUGUAUAGCUAAACAUUUUAAUUUAAGACUGUGGCACUAGAACACCAAUGCAAAACACAGUGGGCGAAGCGCAUUAGUUUUAGCCUGUGUUUCCCACUGUGUUUCCCAGCAGGACUCUGCUCCUAUUUUGUAGUAUUUAUUUACGGGUGUGCAGUGUGAGUGCGGUGCUGUCUGCCACACCUCCAAACAAUGGCAUUUAAUCGAAGGGGCGCGAAUCGAAUUCAAUCCGGAUACGAAUCCGAAUCCGAAAUCGAAUCUUGUGAUAAACCGAUUUCUCGCGCCCGGUAAAGUUUAACAAAUGAUUUCCAAGUGUGUUCAGCGCGUGGCAGGCAGAUUGAACUUUUGAGUGACUGUGAGUGUGAAUGAGCUACAUACGCGUUUAGUCUGGCGCAAUCUCAUUAUUUUUAAAACGACAAAAAAGUUAUGUUUUAAUUUUUAUUUUAUUUUUUUUGUGUGUGCGAAUACAACUAGUUAAUCUAGAAGUUUGAAGGAGGAGACGAAACACCGAUGCAAUCGGUGGUCUGAGUAGAAGAAACCGAGACAAAAAGUUCAAGAGAAACACAAAAAAACACAACAUGAGGAGACAUGCAAACGAAAAACAAAUAAUCAUAUCUUAUAAGCAAAGAUAAAUGUAUUUUUUUUUUGGACAGGCAAACGGAUGAAGGCUAUAGCUAUUGGAAUGAGCAGAAAUCGAACGAAGAAGAAGGCUUAGGAUACGUAUAUUCAUCAGAUACAUUGAUAGGCCAUAUUAAUGCAAUUUCUUUACCACGUAAGCCCACAAACGAAAGCAACUGUAACACACAAAGCAAACAAACAAACGAGCGAGCAAACAUGCAACUAGCAGACCUGCAGCAAACUCAAACAAACGAGGAAAAGAUUCUUUUCGAGCGCAUGCGCAGCAGACUUAGCACUAAGUACGAUCAGUGCGAUCUUAGUAGAUGUAAGAUGCAUUUUUUUUUGUUAGUUGGGCCCAGUCCCUCCGGGGGGACUACGCCCUGGUACUCUAGCUCAUAACUCUUCGAUUGUUCAACCCCCGACGCUUAGGUGUAAUUGUACUUGUAAUUGUAUUUGAAUGCAGUUUAUAUUUAUGACUAUAUUUAUAUAUCGAUGUAUACAUGUAUAUCUAAAAACUUAAA